GGCAGCGAGAGGAAGGAGGACAGAAAACAAAAGCCAUGGCUGUGAAUAAAUGCAUCAAAUACCUUCUCUUCUUCUUCAACCUUCUUUUCUGGAUUAGUGGCUGCAUCAUCCUCGGCGUCUCCAUCUACCUGAAAGUCCACAAGGAUGGAAACGAGAUCACCAAUGAAUCUCUUCCCGGCAUCGACCUGAUGAUCGCCAUCGGGGUGAUCAUCAUGGUGCUGGGCUUCCUGGGCUGCUGCGGCGCCAUCAGAGAGAACCGCUGCAUGCUGCUGCUGUUCUUCAUCAGCCUCCUCCUCAUUUUCAUCCUUCUGCUAGCGGCAGGCAUUCUGGGAGCCGUGGAAGAGAAGAAGGUGAAGGAAUGGAUGAAGGAGCGUCUGGCGAAGUUCACCCCGCUGUCUUCACAACCAGAAAAUGUGAAGGAUGACCUGGAGAAACUGCAGCGGGAGCUGAAGUGUUGUGGUCUCAUUAACGGACCGUCAGACUGGAAAGUAGUUCCCGACUCCUGCCGCUGCAACGCCACCGACACAAACUGCAAGCCCACUGGUUAUUACUCCGAGCCCUGCUCGGACAAAAUCAUCAGUCUGAUGGAGAAACACAUGGAGGUGGUGCUGGGAAUCGCCUUUGCCAUCGCCAUCCUGCUGAUUUUCGGCAUGGUCUUCGCCAUGAUUCUCUACUGCCAGAUCGGCAAGAAGGAGGUCAUCACCUCCACUGCCUGAACACCCGGCCAAUCAGUAGUGUCUAAAUGACCCAUGUGACCUCAGUGCUACUUUAACUUAACCUGUGCUGUUACUGUGGAGGAACACGUUGACAUUUUGGUUGAAAUUUCAAGGCAUUAUUACCAACGAUUAGAUUUCUGGUUUGUGAAAAUAUGUUAAAUUAACCAAUAAGAUUACAGGAUAAAUGUAUUUCUAAAUAAUUGAAUGAAUAUCGGCGUGUUCCUGUUCACACUGUGGCCUCAAGGAACAACAUAUAGGAAAAUGAUUGUAAAACAUUGUGUUGCAUGGAAGCCUAUUACUGCCAAACUAAUCAAAAGCAAGUUAUGUAUGAGACAAAUAUAAAUGAUUUAUACACUUUCAUUAUGACCUUUUCUCAUGUACUCAUGAACGUAGAGUUUUAGCCAACGUUGUGUUAAUGUAGUCGUCGUUUUUUGCUCUUUCCUGUAUGUAAACAUGAAAUGUGCUUAAAGUCAAACGUAUUAUUAGAAUGAAGAACUGAAUCAAUGUUUGGUUUGGGAAUGGGCUUCCAUAAAAGUGCUGUUCUAAUAGACCUUCAUUACCUUUACAAGCUAUAAUAACAAGAUGACAGUUAUUACAAUAAGCCUUGAAUUUAAUAUCUUACCCCACACUGUUAAAUUAAUAAUUAACCUUUGAUUGUUUAUUAUAAAUAGUAAAAUGUUAAUGGUUUGAUCUUGUGGAGAAACAUUUAUUUUUGUUGGCACUGGUUGAAAGCUGUAAAGAUGUUUGUAUUUUUUUGUCGCCUAACUUUAGUUUUAGUUUAGUUUUAGUUUUAAGUGUCAUAAUAUAGAAGAUAAAUAAAAAAUAA
Messenger RNA from Cottoperca gobio, 1542 nucleotides. RefSeq names its product tetraspanin-8. Gene Ontology annotation, cellular component: plasma membrane. Bases 36 to 716 code for a protein of 226 amino acids. NCBI's taxonomy places the organism in Eukaryota, Metazoa, Chordata, Actinopteri, Perciformes, Bovichtidae. The transcript is spliced from 8 exons. The record is from RefSeq and is a predicted model, not a curated record.